AAAUUGGGAACUUGAAACAUUUGGACACAUUAGAUGUCUCGGGAAAUAUUAUGGAUGGUGAAAUCCCCAACAGUCUAGGCAAUUGUGAUGGACUGACAGUACUAAGGAUGCGAGAUAACCUCUUCCAUGGGUUCAUUCCUCAAUCAAUUAGCUCUUUAAGAGGCAUUGAGGAAUUAGAUCUUUCCAACAAUAAUUUCUAUGGUGAAAUUCCAAAGUUCUUAGAGGCAUUUCAGUUUUUGGUAAAGGUGAAUUUAUCUUACAAUCAUUUGGAAGGCCCGCUACCAACUCAAGGAGUUUUUAGGAAUGGGAGUGCGAUCUUUUGUUGCCGGAAAUGAAAAGCUCUGUGGAGGAAUGCCUGAAUUUGAGCUCCCUCAGUGCGUCUCUCGAAACUCCAAAAGUAGAGGAGGAGUCCAUAAGUUGAAACUCACCAUUUCAGUUGUUUUUGAUCUUCUCGGAAUAAUUCUCCUUGUCACUUUGCUAUAUCUAUGUUGGUUGAAGGAGAAAAAAAGCAAGCCAAUUUCAAGCUCCUCAAAUAAUUCAUUACCGAAUCUGUCUUAUGAAACACUUCUAAAAGCAACCGAUGGUUUUUCUUCGACUAAUCUAAUUGGGGCUGGAAGUUUUGGGUCUGUCUACAAGGGGCUGCUCCGGGAGAACGGAAAUGUCAUUGCCGUGAAGGUGCUUAAUUUAAUGCGGCAUGGCGCUUUCAAGAGCUUCAAAGCUGAGUGUGAGGCUCUGAAGUGUAUAAAACACCGAAAUCUUCUGAAAGUCUUGACGGCGUGCUCAGGAAUUGAUUAUAAGGGUGAUGAGUUUAAGGCUUUAGUUUAUGAGUUCAUGGUCAAUGGCAGCCUAAAAGAGUGGCUGUACCCAAAUCCAGUUCAAGAUGAUGUAGACAGGCACUCCAAGAAAUUGAGUCUAGUCCAAAGGAUAAACAUUUCCAUUGAUGUUGCUUCCGCAUUAGAUUAUCUCCAUAAUCAAUGCAAAAGCCCAGUAAUUCAUUGUGAUCUAAAGCCAAACAAUGUCCUUCUAGAUGCUGACAUGGUCGGACAUGUUGGUGACUUUGGGUUGGCGAAGAUUGUCCUCGAAUCCACAUCUGACACUAGAGCAAAUACGAGUUCUGCUGGUUUAAGAGGAACAAUAGGUUAUGCAGCUCCCGAAUAUGCUAACGGAAGGCAGGUCUCAAGAGAAGGUGAUGUCUAUAGUUACGGCAUCCUCUUAUUAGAGAUGUUCACGGGAUUAAGUCCCACUAGCGACAUAUUUAGAGAUAAUUUGAAUCUUCAUAAUUAUGUUGCUGAGGCUCUACCCCAACGAGCUAUGGAGAUUACCGAUCCCGUGGUGCUUCACAUAGGAGAGAGCCACGACAGUUCCCAUGAUGCGCUUCACAAAAGAAACUGCAUAUUUCAGGAAUGCUUGGAAACAAUAUAUCGUAUUGGACUCGCUUGCUCUGUGGAGGAGCCUAGAAGGCGCAUGAACGUCGACAAAGUUGCAACCCAGCUGCACUUGAUCAGGAAGAAACUUUUGGCAGCUUUUUUACUUGGAAGGAUGAGACACGAGUAGAUGGCAUCGAAAGUAGCAAGUUCUUCAUUUCCUAUAAUGAAUCUCUGUAGUACUAUUUGCGAAUGAAAAAGGAAGGACGAAUGUCUGACUUUCCUAAUUUCCUUGUGAAUCUAA
Syzygium oleosum is the source of this 1668-nucleotide messenger RNA. RefSeq names its product probable LRR receptor-like serine/threonine-protein kinase At3g47570. The transcript has 2 exons. Bases 304 to 1554 code for a protein of 416 amino acids. Lineage: Eukaryota; Viridiplantae; Streptophyta; Magnoliopsida; Myrtales; Myrtaceae. Gene Ontology annotation, biological process: protein phosphorylation. Gene Ontology annotation, molecular function: protein kinase activity; ATP binding. The record is from RefSeq and is a predicted model, not a curated record.